Arabidopsis lyrata subsp. lyrata is the source of this 717-nucleotide messenger RNA. RefSeq lists its product as uncharacterized. Bases 76 to 717 code for a protein of 213 amino acids. The transcript has a single exon. The record is from RefSeq and is a predicted model, not a curated record. NCBI's taxonomy places the organism in Eukaryota, Viridiplantae, Streptophyta, Magnoliopsida, Brassicales, Brassicaceae.
AACAGUUUCUUUUUGUACCACCAUUCAUUCUCUCAAAUCCUAACCACUCUCAAGGAAAAAAAAACAAACAACGAGAUGUCUUCGUCGAGUGUAGAACAACACAUAGUCCAACAUUUUACCCAUAUCCAUCCACUAACGAAGGUUGACGAAUAUCGCAAGUUCACAUGCGGUGGCUGUAAAACCAACGGCUUUGGGAAGACCUAUCGAUGUGCCCUGUGCGACUAUGAUCUUCACGACCAUUGUGCCAUGUGUCCCUCUACCCUCAUAAGCUUUAUUCAUCCACAACAUGAGCUCCAGCUAGUUUUCAAUGGACCAGAACAUAUGUGCAACAUCUGCCACAGAUUGGUCGAGGGAGUUUAUUACCAUUGCGAGACUUGUGGUUUCGAUGUCCAUCCACUCUGCACACAGCAUCAUCAGCACGUGAGCUCCGUGCCUCACCCGGCUCAUCUCUUAGAGCUGAGUCAGUGUGGAGCGAGCAACACGUGCAUGGUUUGCCGAGGCGCAAUCUUAUCCUGGCGGUACAAGUGGGGUCCAUGCAUGCUAGAUGUUCACGUGGAAUGCGUUAAUUCGUCUGCACCAGCUACUACAGAAUCUCAAAUGGAUUUGAGCACUACAAAUAAAGGUCAAGUGUCGGGUCCGAGUAAAAGAAGAAGAGUGUUUAGAUUUUUGAAGGAUUUAACGGUUGAAGUUGUCUGCACUGUCAUCGCAGAAAGGUAG